Molecule: messenger RNA, 2263 nt
Organism: Phalaenopsis equestris
Lineage: Eukaryota; Viridiplantae; Streptophyta; Magnoliopsida; Asparagales; Orchidaceae
Product: GTP-binding protein At3g49725, chloroplastic
Exons: 15
Coding region: 129-1931 (600 amino acids)
Cellular component (GO): cytoplasm
Molecular function (GO): GTP binding; ribosome binding
Source: RefSeq, a predicted model, not a curated record
AGGUGGAGGUAGUAUGAAUCAAGUUCUUGUGCUUCCUUGUGGAGUUCUUGGUGGAAGAUGUGAAUCAAUGCACGGCAGGCCUGUACACGCUACGCUGGCAUACUUCGUGUUCGGAGAAGUUUGAAAAUAUGGUGAUGAGAAUCGUUUCUCGCGUCCGACCACCAACGGGUUACCUCUGCCGUUCCCUUAAUCCCCCUCCCCUCUUCCCCAUACGUGCUCCGAUUCCUGUAAAUUCGCCUUCGCCUUUUGGCGCACUGUUCUCGUCUUUCCGGAAGCGGAAGGGAAGCGACGAGGAGCGUGAAGAGGGGAAAGAGAAGGACGUUGCCGUUCCUGGCGUCUUCCUUUUCGCGAACGAUCUACAGAGCCCGCCGAGGCUGUUUGUGGUCCAGCCCCGCGUCCGCCCUGAAUCCAUCCUUGAUUUGAAGCUCUCUGAGGCGCUUAACCUUGCUAAGUCGCUCGAGGAGCCGCGCGGCGGAUUCGUUCAGGCGGAUUUUACCGCCAAGCAGAUCUCUUCCCACCUUGUUGUGCAGAACCCCAUCGCCAGGUCCUCCAAGUCUCAUGCCGAUACUUAUUUUGGACCGGGAACUGUGGACAAUAUCAAAACCCAUCUGAAGGCAUUGGAAUCAGAGGAUCACAUAGAUGCUGUUUUCGUGAAUGCAACUCUUUCUGGAAUCCAACAGCGCAAUUUGGAGAUUUCUUGGGGAAAGCCGGUUUUGGAUCGUGUUGGCCUUAUUAUAGAGAUCUUCAAUUCCCAUGCUGAGACCAAAGAGGCAAAAUUGCAGUCUGAACUAGCUGCUCUCAUGUACAAGCGGAGUCGUCUUGUUCGAGUGCGUGGUUCACAUGGACGCCUUACUUUUGGAAUAAGUGGUGAAGCUGAGGUUGUUAGUGCGCGAGGGAGAGGAAGUGGAGGGCGUGGUUUUAUUAGUGGUGCUGGAGAAACUGAGCUACAGCUCCAACGGAGGAGAAUACAAGAAAGGAGAAACCAACUGCUAACUGAAAUUGACGAGGUAAGGAGGACUAGGGCUUUACAGCGCUCUGCUCGCAAAAGACGUGGUGGUUUAGAUGGCCAUAGUUUGACAACUGUUGCUGUUGUUGGUUAUACAAAUGCAGGAAAAUCUACGUUAGUUAGCGCUCUUUCUAACAGUCAUAUAUACAGCGAUGAUAGAUUGUUCGCAACUGUGGAUCCUCGUCUAAGAAGUGUGUUCCUUCCAUCUGGGAGAAAAACUCUUCUCAGUGAUACUGUUGGUUUUAUUUCGGAUUUGCCUGUACAGUUGGUAGAAGCUUUUCAUGCUACCCUUGAAGAAGUGGUGGAGGCAGACCUUCUAUUGCAUGUGCUAGAUUCCAGUGCUCCCAAUGUUGACGAGCAACGUUCAAGCGUGCUGGAAGUCCUGCAGAAAAUUGGCGUAUCAGAAGAAAAGAUUCAAAACAUGAUUGAAGUUUGGAAUAAAAUUGAUCUUCUUAAUAAGAAUCUCGGAACUACUCAAGAUGAAGCCCGGGGUGAAGCUGAAGAAGAAAGGAAUGGGGACCGAUCAGAAGAUCUGAAGGAAGAAAAUGAAGCACAGCUAAAAGAAGAUGGGAUCUUACCAAAAUUUUCAGAGGGCAUGAGAUCUAACCAAAUGGCUUGUUCAGAUUUAGAUGAAUCCAAUUUAUCGUUCGAUUUAUCGCCUGAUGACGAUCUAGACGUCGUCGACGGCCAAAUAAGUCGUUACACUGAUGUUCAGAAGAUGAAAUUUAAUGCGCACUGUGAGCAAGAAGUUGCCAGCCGCAUAGAAACUUCUGCCAUUACAGGAGUUGGUUUGAAGGAACUCUUAUCUCUUAUCAGUGAGAAACUAAGCGCACAAAAGCUAAUUGAGAAAAAGAGUUACGAGCCCUUCAACCGAAAAUGGAGGCCAUCUCAUAACUUGGAAUUCAAUAGAGCCGUUGAACAGUAGAAAUUGUUCUUGUUUCCUUGCCAUCUUCUGAGAGGGGUGAUGCAUAAAGGAUGAAAAGGUCUUGGAAAAAACAUUCGUGGAUUGAUUUUAUAUUCUUCAAACUGAACUGUGAGAGUUGUUGAAAAGAAGGAGAAAACAAAAUAGAAAGUUGGUUGGGUUAGUCCUUUUGUAGCUUGCGUCUCCUCUCUACCAAAAUUGUUGACUUUAUCUUGUGCAUUUGAAGAACUCUUGAUGGAACUGGAACUAUACCUUAAAUGUACAUCAUUCAGGAUUAAAUAAAUAAAUUCCAGUUGUAUGGUGAUUUUAAAUGUGGAAGUUCCCUAUUUCUAAUG